Giardia duodenalis is the source of this 5274-nucleotide messenger RNA. RefSeq lists its product as uncharacterized. The transcript has a single exon. Bases 1 to 5274 code for a protein of 1757 amino acids. The record is from RefSeq and is a predicted model, not a curated record. Lineage: Eukaryota; Fornicata; Diplomonadida; Hexamitidae.
AUGGUUAUGGGCCGGCGCAGGCCUAAAUAUUAUCUUUAUAUUGAUGGAUGUUACUCCAAAAAGGGCCACGUGUGCUCCCUAAACAACAAAGCACUCAAUCGACUGCUGGACUAUGCAAGAACAACCUCCGAAAAUAUCUCCUUCAUCUUUCAGUACCUCGGCAGUUGCACAAAGAAGUAUGCUCACAAGAAUAAAAUACCCCAUUUACAAGUCAGUUGCGAGGUGUACAAGCGCUUAUUCUAUGAAUGCUUUUCAUUUAUAUCCUCCAGCUGGUAUACACUUCUCAUAGAUGUCUCUCUGUUUCUCUUAGCAUCCUCUGGCUUCACUAUCAGAUGUAUCGGGCUAGAUCUCUUUGCCACGUUCUAUGCAAUCCCUAUAAAUAUUUCCCAGAUAUCUCGUACAGUCAGUCAAGGUAGAAAGCUCACUACAUCAUCGCUUCAGUAUAUUGAUUUACCACUAGAUAGGUCUGAUGCAGUGGCUACCUUUCUUCGCAACAACCAGGAACGCUUGCUGCGUGGAAUUAACAGCCUAGCGGCAAGCCUUACGCGAUUCAAUCCUGCAUUUCCUUUUCUCGACAUGCUCGCCAUUCACUUUGCAUCAACCCUUUGCUUCCUGUGGCUGUAUUUUACAUACUGUACAUUGUUGUUGAACGUAGGUGAGGCCAACAUCAACUACCGCAAUCUAGCGGGCGCGCUUUUGGUUGCAUAUACAAUUUCAAGGAAUAUCGGUGUACUUGAUAAUCUUGCAGGUGCAAUCCAAGUUUCUAUCAAUAGUGGUCAGAUACUACUCCAACGCAACGUAGAAAUUCUAUUAGACUAUUACAAUCUUUACCAUAGAGUUCUGAGCAACGCUCUCAGCAACAAAGAUGUCAUGCUACGUGGCCCCAUGGCUACUCCGCGUGGGUUACCCAGCAGCUUCGCGGAAACUGAAAAGGGCACCCCGUGGUCCAGUCUCCUCGCUGUGUUAGAGUGUUCCGCCGGUUUGUCUACUAAUGCUAUGGUGGUCAAUGACAUUAACUUCCUCUUCGACAAAGAUCGGACUCGAUCGUUUCCAGAACAAGGUGUCCUCUGCUACUGGCGUCUGAUUAUUAAAUCUCUAUCACUGGUAUUCCAGGAGCAAGUGGAAGAUGCAACUAAGCCUCUCCUUACAGAGGAUAAAAGCUCUACCUCACUCAUGUUGAUUGAAAAGCCAGCGUCGGUACUGGACUCCAACGCAGCCCGUGUUCUAGCCCUUUUUUCGAAGACGCGUACUGAGAUAUUGUUUAGGUUGAUUAAUGGUGUCUCCGAUGGUAGCCACGUUCUUGUACACGCACCGUCCAUCUUCCACUGGGCUCAGCACCAUAUACUAACGUCUCGGGUUGUCUCGGCAACAAUGCUUAGGCUUCUCGUUCUGGAACUAGUUAAGUUCCGCCAGAUGUGCCUUUUGGCGGGGACCAACAUACAGAUCUCUAAUGUUUAUUUGCACGGGAUCGCAACAGUGCUCUUGAUGGACUGUCCCUACGCGCUCUUUAAUCUCAUUUUGGCUAUGAUAAUGUCGCAGCAAUCCUCUAAAGAUAUUGAGCCAGACGUGGUAAGACAGCUGUUUAUUCACUGUGCCGAGCCUGAUACUCUAGAGGCAAGCUUUUUGGCUGACUUUCUCCUCCCAGCUGACGCAGAGAAGGUGGUCAGCGAUUCCUUGCUUCUUCAGAUGCGUGAUGAUAUCUCUAUUAUUGCAAUCGAGCUUCUAGGAGCUCUCCCGUACCUAAAUAACGAGCUAUCACGAAUUUUUCUCAAGCGCCUCUACAAGUUACUGUACCACCUGCGCACGUUUUUCUUUACUAAAAUCAUUGCGCUUGAGCCAUCAGUUCAAGCUGCAUACGACACUUUCUUAUCUAAAAUACAUGAUAUGCUUCUUCAGCAUGCAAUGGUAAUAGUUUCCUCUGGGUUUUCUAAUGCGCAAAUUCAACUAGACGUGAUACUGAAAGCCCAAGUCAAUAACCUAUCACUCAGUACAGAAAUGGAGAGGCGAGAAUUUCCUCAGGGCAGUACUGAUAGACUCCAUGAUGAGCCCUCCAACCAAAGCAAGUGCACUGCUGUUCGGCAAGCAGAUAAGCACAAGAGACUUACUAGUACCUUAACAAAUAUGACUUUAUACGACCACAGAGUAUCUUGUACCGACGAUGCUGACCUAUUAAGCUUUACAUCUCUUCAGUCGUUGCAGUCAAAGUGUGGUCAAUACGACUCACGACCAUAUAUUUUUGAGUGCAUAAAGGCUUCUCGUUUCUGGGAAGUAUUAAUAACAGUUACUUCCAGCUGUUUUCGUGACAGGCUUUCUAACGUUAAGUAUGGGGUAGACCAUUUAGUCACUGACUUCCUCUGCUGCUCGUGCUUCCGAGCGCUUGUCAACAUUCUUCACGAAUCACCUUCAAGUAACUAUGCUUGCCCUCCCACUCUAACGAUUAGAAGGCCGUCAUCUUCAGCACACGUCCAUCCUUACAGUCCCUUUGAGUCCAAUAUUACUAACUCGGCUUUUUUUCACGAUGCCUCAGUCAACUUGUUUGAACAAAUGCCAUUUCAAGACCAUGAGGUGAGUGCUGGGGCGUAUUAUAACACUGGAGAUCCUAACGAUACUACUGAUAAUGCUGGGUCAAGCCUUUCUCUAGGGAAAUCAACUAUAAGUGUAAUAGGAUCUCAGGCCGUGCGCCUUUCGGCUUACUUGACUGCUAUUUCGAUGACGCCACUUGAGCCUCAGGCGCCCUCCCAGUCAAUAAAAGACGAGCCUUAUCAUACUCUGGCAUUUGCUGCAAAGAACCGUGAGCCAGGGAUAGAUAUACCCCAAGCGUUUCUGGCACAGCAGGAAACAGGUUCCUCGGAGCCUGCACUGCUUCGCUCACCAAUAAGCACGUAUACCCUUAUUGCAACGAUUCUUUCGGAGACAACCCUUAUGAAGACGCUACUCUCUUGUGUGCGGGGGCAGGCCAUCUUUUAUUUGCUGCUCAUUUACAGCAAUCUGAUGGGAGACGUGUUACGGCUAAAUGCAAAUCAAGGAGGCUUUUUAUCUAUCGACUUUUGGAAGGCCUUCAGCCAUCUUGUAGGGAAUCUCCUCACAGGAGGAACCUUUACCCACAGGUACCACGAAGGCUCUACUAGCUCGAGAGCUAUCCCUGUCUUCCUUUUAUAUGAAAACGCGCUCAGAGCAAAGGACUCGAAGCAAAUAGCCUCUGACCAUGAUUCGGAUCUUGGAUCUGCACCUGCCCCAAUGCCCUCUGCAGAUUCCUCUCUGGGUGAACUAGAGGCUUUUAGGAAUGCUUUGUUUAUGGACAACAAGACAUGCAGUCUACGUCCCUAUGCACUGUCUAUCUUUGAGCGUGUCUUAGAGGAAUUACCUAAGACGUCUAGCUAUGAUAUUCUACCACACAUUAUUCAUACUGUAUACCCCGAUGCAGUUAUACCCUUGCCACUUGGAUACACUCUGGGCAUAAUCCUGGCCUCCAGCCCUGCCUUUGACGAGACCCCCACCGCUGCUAAGUGGGGCUCCAUCCCACUCCCAUCCGUCUCCGUGACUGACCAAAUAUCAUCUGGUUUCCCUUUCGUUAAGCAUAGUAGCCUAGAGAGGAGUACCGCCUCCAACACUACCUUAGAUGAUGGCUACUUUUCAGACUAUGGUUGUUUGAACGCUAUCAGGAAGGAUAUGCGUACACAACCCUAUGCAUUACUAUCUAAGAGCAUAUAUGAAUCUGUGACUCAACUACGUCGGUCGAUUUCGACUGUUAAUAACGCAUCUUUCGCUGUUACAAAAUCUAGUCUCAAGAAGAGCCCAACUAAGGACAUUGUAUCUGACCCUGUUCUGCAAGUGAGUGGUCGGGUUAACGAUGAUAGCUACAUAUCUAGAAGCCUUCUAACAGGCAUAGAUACCAAUUAUUCUCGCCUACCACAUGGAAGCAGUUCUCUCUCUUCCUCUGCAAGAGGGUCUACCGAUAAAUCAUUUUCUGUUGAGGCUCUUCAAGAGAACGUUAUGUUAAUUGCAAAAACCUACGUUUCGCUAGUGACAGUGAUUUCCUUCGCUAAGACUAGUGGCAGAGAGCUUAUCAAUGACUUGUAUGUGAAGGUACCGCUGUCUACCAUUGCCCUCUGGAUCUUUCACAAUAAGGCAGUAUCCGGAGACUCUGUUCUUGCUUGCUUUAUCAUAUUAUUCAUAUACAUUUGUGGUAGAGAUCCACCUGAUGAUAAUGCGCUUUUCCUUGCUUGCCAGCGCCCCCCACUUCACCUGAAAAAGGAUACACUCACAGGCGACCCCUCCUUCAAGGUGAUGCUGCCCGGACCAUCGCCCACUGUAGAUUCUAAGCCGAGGCAUGGCAAGUGGACAGACAUGUUUGAACUGUCCGAGGUUAAAGCGUUUAUCACUGAAUUAUGUAAGCGAUACAAGACGCUGAGGUACUUCUUCCGAACGAACGUUUCCAAGCUUUUGUCUGUCCUUUUCGAGGCGUUGUAUAAGCAUGCAGAGCUUUCGGGGAAGUUGGACAGCUAUGUCAUCGACGGCCUUUCCGCUCUCAGCUCUCGUAUGACUAUAUGCUGCAGCUUUCUAGAUUGCACGGACCGUACACAUCUCGAAACGCUCAUUUUAUCCACUCCGCCGCACGUAGGUUGGGAGGAGCUUUUGCGUUUAGCUGAGAAGCUGUCAAAGCUACGGGUCUCGUCUGCAGAAGCAUAUUUCAAACAACUAGAGGACUCAGGAGAUUACUUCAAUUUUAGUGAGGAGGCAAGAGUCAUCCGGAACAAGCUUAUGUCCGGAUCCAUCUACCGGGCAGAUAACCCAAUUAGUCUUUCUAAGCUCUACUUUGAGUACUACCUCCUCCCUGGUAUGGUAGUAAAAAGGAUGCUUAUAGAUCAGCUCUCCUGUGUAGGCACGAUCAUUACUCAACCCUCCGUCGAGUUUGUCAACUCCUCUUCUCUCCUGUUAGACAAGAGCUUUCCAACGUACGUACUACCUAACAAGCGGUCUCUUAUCAACGAGAUGUUAGGCAGGGUCGCGAAGCUACCGUUUAACAAUCCCCUCUACAUCCUCUCUAUUCUCACAGGUCUGGAACUCACGUUCCAGCUCUCAGGCGAGCUUUAUGCCUACGCCAAUUUACAGAUAACUGAGGCGAGACACACACAGACAACCGACAAAGCGUUCCCGCAAGUACCCCCUCGUGAUGCCAUACUUUCAUCCAUUCCUAUAGAAGCCAGUGAUUACACCUUAGCUCAGGAGACCUACGCAUUUAUCCUCAGCUUUGGCUCUCAAACCAGUGACUAG